Nanorana parkeri is the source of this 1401-nucleotide messenger RNA. RefSeq names its product glioma tumor suppressor candidate region gene 2 (gene NOP53). Gene Ontology annotation, biological process: rRNA processing; ribosomal large subunit assembly. Gene Ontology annotation, cellular component: nucleolus. The transcript is spliced from 13 exons. Gene Ontology annotation, molecular function: 5S rRNA binding. The record is from RefSeq and is a predicted model, not a curated record. NCBI's taxonomy places the organism in Eukaryota, Metazoa, Chordata, Amphibia, Anura, Dicroglossidae. The coding region runs from base 18 to 1367 and encodes 449 amino acids.
CGGCCUUUAGUUCCAGCAUGGUGGCCUCCGGUAAGGGCCGCGUGGAGGAGGGCUUCUUGGGGUUCAGCGAGCAGUCGAAAUGCGGACAGAAGGGGACCUUGAAGAGGAAGCGGGUGAACCGGAAUAAGAAGAAGAACUGGAAGCGGCACAGCGAUGUUCAGGAUGUGGAGGAGUUCCUGGACGACGUGCGGCUGCAGGAGAGGACUGCUGGUGGCCUGUUAGCAGAGAAGAAGGAUGAAAGCUUGUUCUUUGUGGAUACUGGUAAUGAACAAAAAGAUUCUAAAGUCAACAAACGUCGUGAAAAGCCCCUGAGGAUAGACCUCAUUUUACAACCAGAUUCUAAAGUACCAGUGCCCAAAGACAUUCUAUCUCACCAAAUACCCAAUGGGCAGAAGCUUAAGAGGAAACGUGAGCGAGUGGAGAAAUUGGAGAAGAAAGGAGUUCUUCCUCGAUCAGAACGACUUCUGAGGGCACAGCUAAACAAGCCCAAAACGCUCAAACCAGAAGCCAACAACAACCCAUCUCGGGGAUUCUAUGACAUGUGGGGAGACAAUAAUCCCUUGGAUUCUGCGCUGGAAGGAAAAGAUCAGUGGUUUCUGCAACAGACCAAAAAGGGUCAUGUCAAGCGUCCAGAUAGACUGAACAAGAAACCAUCUCAGCUACCUGCAGUUGAAGUUGCAGCUCCCGGGGCCUCCUACAACCCAACAUAUGAGUCACACCAGGUGCUGCUCCUCCAGGCUCAUGAGGUGGAAGUAAAGAAGCUAAAGGAAGAGGAGAAAUUGGAGAGACAGUUGAAGCUCCCUGCUGGGGCUCAACUUCCUACAGAGGAAAGCCGCCUACAAGAACUGUGUGAGGGUCUAGUGGAGGAGUCUGAAGAUGACAUGGGUGAAGAAGAGAGCGAGGCGCAAAAAACCGCUUGUAUGCCUCGGAGAGAGCGAAAGACUGAGCGCCAGAGGAGGAAGGAGAAAGAAGCUAAAUUUCGGAAAGUCCGACAAGACGCAGAAAAAACAGAUCGGCUGCGACGUCAAGGCCUCUUCCAGCUGAAGUCCCUCCAUGCAUCCCUGAAGACCAGACAAGGCGAGCUCUUAAAACGCAAGAAGCUUCGCGAGGAGAAACGCAAAUUACAGGCCUUACAACCACGGCGCUUGGGUCGUCUCAGGUACAAGGAGCCCGAUAUUGAUGUCCUUCUGAGUGAAGAGCUAACAGACUCCCUGCGGAAGAUAAAGCCAGAGGGAAGUCUAGCCAAAGACCGAUUCAAAAGUUUCCAGAAGAGAAGUCUCAUUGAACCAAGAGAGCGAGCCAAGUUCAAACGAAAGCUGAAGGUAAAAUACGUGGAGAAGCGGGCAUUCCGAGAGAUCACGUUAUAGGUUACAGCGUGGCCCCGUAUUGGUCCUUGGCACA